Messenger RNA from Engraulis encrasicolus (European anchovy), 1689 nucleotides. Its product is annotated as cytosolic phospholipase A2 gamma-like. Lineage: Eukaryota; Metazoa; Chordata; Actinopteri; Clupeiformes; Engraulidae. The coding region runs from base 3 to 1061 and encodes 352 amino acids. The transcript has 8 exons. Gene Ontology annotation, cellular component: nuclear envelope; nucleoplasm; cytosol. The record is from RefSeq and is a predicted model, not a curated record. Gene Ontology annotation, molecular function: calcium ion binding; calcium-dependent phospholipid binding. Gene Ontology annotation, biological process: glycerophospholipid catabolic process.
GAAUGUGCUUUGAGUUUAGUCCCAAUGAGGUGGGAUUCCUAGAUCCAGGUGCUUACAUACAGACGCCACACCUGAAGAUGGACUUUGAGGGGGGCCGCGUGUCACCCAAGCAGCCAUUCAAAAGGCAACCGAUCAACCUGGCUCAGCUGCAAGGAAUCUGUUCAAGUUUCCUGGCAGAUCUCGUCGAAGUCCUAGACUAUUUGUGGCAUUGGAUUCACUCAAUCCGCUCUGAUGAAGAUAAGCAUCACCCCGUAUUCUUAUUGGCUGACUUGGUACUGAACCAUGCUAACACAGAACGCAGCCUCAGUGCACUGGAAAAACUAAGAAGUGUCUUUGAAGACCAUGGACAAUUCAGUCAGUCACUCAAGGAAGUGAACAGUGAAAAGUGGAGAGACAUGGCCCGAGAAGGCCGAACAAGCUUUUGCCAUGAACUUGUGUCAUCAGUGGGGGAUUUGACCUCUGACCUCAUUCAGGUGGAUGGCACAGUGGAUGACGUGUGGUGGGUCAUCAAACAUAUUACACCGCUGCUCACAUGCUGGACCUUUGGAACUGUUGCCAACUUCCUCUACCAUUUCCAAGACCCUGCCAUACCUACAGAAAUGUCUGCGAAGAAGCAGAUGCAUUUGAUUGAUGGUGGCCUCUACCUAAACUCACCGUAUCCCUCCGCCCUGAGACAGGCCAGGAAAAUAGAUCUCAUCAUAUCCUUUGAUUUCGGUGAAGAUCCCUUUGAGGCUCUGUGGAAGGCCAGAGACUAUGCAGCCAGCAACCACCUACCGUUUCCUGAACUCGGCUCUCAACCUACACGCCCAAAGUCCUUUUAUGUUUUUGAGGAAGAGGGCAAGCCGACUGUGAUCCACAUCCCCCUCUUCAAUAUGGAUAACUGCAAAGAUCCAGAAGAAAUUAAACGCAUGACGGAUGAAUACAAGACUUUCCAAGUCUUCAGAUGUGAAGAAAAGAUCGAUCACCUGGCAUACCUGGCUGCCAAGAACGUGGAGAUGAACAAAGACAAAAUCCUACAGGAGAUCAAAAAAGCUGCUGAGAGGUGCCGUGCCAAAUGUUGAAUGUCUCUGUGAAAAGUCUAACCGGGUUCUCAGUGUAGGCCUAUGGCUCCACCUUGCUGCUAUGUGGAAAUACACAGAUUAUGAACAAAUGUAAGCAUUCAUUUGUUUACUUGUAAUAUUUACGAAAUCAGACGUCUUGAUGAAAAAUGUUCAUCUUUUGUAAUGUACAAGGUAAAAACAAAAACCUAUUCUCGUGUCAUUUUUCACAAUGAUGAUUGUUGUUACCUUUAUGUUUUAAAAAAAAAUGUUAAAGAAUUGAUUGUUACCAUAAUAGGCCCCUACUUGAUUACCUAACUUGGUCCGAGUUUAGUGACACCAAUAUAAAGAAACACCAAGGUUGUACAAGUCAUGCUUACAAACCUCUACAGUAUUUCAUAUGCACCGCAAGUCUCUUGUUCUUUUAUACAUGACAUUAAAAUCAUUUAGUUACAAAAGCUAAUGCUUGGUUUAUUUUAUAAUGUAAUUUGCUUGGUUUGAUGUAUCUAAUAAACCUAUUGGCCAACAGAAUGACGUCACUUUUUUUGGAUUGUAUUGAUUUUCUUUGGUUUAUCAAAUAUAUUGGUGUUGUUGGCUUGUAUUAAAUAGGCCUACUCUCUUGUGUUGGUUUGAUUUAAUGGGGAUUGACUGA